CUAAAAAUACAGAACCUGGUAUAAAAAACCACCUUUCCUUUAAGUGAGCCCACGCUACCCUCCUUUCCUUCCUAUUUGAUUCCCUUCACUACAACAACGCACCGAUCCUCCUUUUUUUCUCUAUCUCUUUUACUUAAUCAACAACAUCCACGUAAUGCUGUCUAAACUUGUUCUCGCUAUCACCCUCGGCCUUGCUGCCGUGAACGCUCAGUCGACUUUCCAAUUCCAGGAAACCUAUCCUGAAUCUUAUGUGGUGCCUACGCCCAAGCCCGAGUGGCUCGAAUUGAUCUCAAACGUCACCAUCACUGAUGCCCCUAUCAUUCAACAGAGCGCUGAUGGCGUGCUCCAGCAACCCACCGGUGUUACUGGUGAUCCCAACUGUGUUUGGACAUUCACUCAAUGUCUUCAACCUGAUGACUUGUAUACUUGUCCUCCGGGAAAAUGGAGUGUCACAUUUGACGAUGGACCUAGUGCCGAUACCCCACGCUUGUUAGAAUACCUCAAGUCCGUGAAUCAAAAGGUCACCUUCUUCAUUGUCGGUACACAAGUAAAAGAGUUCCCCCUGAUUUUGAGGGAAGCCUAUGACCAAGGUCACGAAAUUGCUAUGCACUCAUGGUCCCAUAGCUACAUGACCACGUUGACGAACGAGGAGUUGGUCGGUGAACUCAAGUGGAACGAGCAAAUUAUCAAAGAAGUUAUUGGUGUUUCGCCUAAAUACUUCAGACCACCUUUCGGCAACAUCGAUAACCGUGUCCGUGACAUCUGCAAAGCCCUCGGAUUCACUCCUGUCAUCUGGUCCACUGACACUAACGAUUGGUACUUGACUGAGCAUGCUGACACCUUCCAGGUCGACUGGAUUAAGGGUAACAUUACUGAAUGGGCCGCCACAAACACCACUACAGGCGGUAUGUCCUUGUCCCACGACUUGUACAAUGUCACUGUUGACGCUGCUAUUGAGUACAUGCCUACCUUUAUGGAAUCGUUCGAGCUCGAGACUGUCGGUCAGUGCAACAACCAACAGGCAUACAAGGAAGGCGCAGGCAAUAUCAAUGGUACCACAGCUCAGCCCAGUGCUUCAGUUUCUGCUAGCUCCUCGGCAGCAUCUUCCGACUCUACCGUUGCUGCCCAAGAUGCUGACGGAGAGAGCAGCGCAACUUGGCUCACCACAAACUCUUUCUUGGUUACUGCCAGCAUUGCAGCUAUCACGUACUUUAACAUCUAAGUUAUUGCCUCCUGCACAUAAUAGAUUCACUUGUAAUAAUUCGCUAUUUCCUCCUCCACCCAAAUAAAUUAUGUACUAUAAUAUAUAA
Messenger RNA from Zychaea mexicana, 1310 nucleotides. RefSeq lists its product as uncharacterized. Bases 155 to 1222 code for a protein of 355 amino acids. Gene Ontology annotation, molecular function: chitin deacetylase activity. Gene Ontology annotation, biological process: carbohydrate metabolic process. The transcript is spliced from 3 exons. Gene Ontology annotation, cellular component: membrane. Lineage: Eukaryota; Fungi; Mucoromycota; Mucoromycetes; Mucorales; Lichtheimiaceae. The record is from RefSeq and is a predicted model, not a curated record.